Molecule: messenger RNA, 732 nt
Organism: Bipolaris oryzae ATCC 44560
Lineage: Eukaryota; Fungi; Ascomycota; Dothideomycetes; Pleosporales; Pleosporaceae
Exons: 2
Coding region: 1-732 (243 amino acids)
Molecular function (GO): hydrolase activity
Source: RefSeq, a predicted model, not a curated record
AUGUCCUGCGACAACUGCAAGAGCGGCUUCAAGUGGAACGGCCAAACCGUUGGCAAGGAAACUAAGCUCAACAACGCCAAUGCCUACGUAACCGGCGACAACAAAGACGCCGCUAUUCUUAUCAUAACCGACCUUUUCGGCUGGACACUUCCGAACGUCCGCUUAAUCGCAGACCACUACGCACAAGAAGCCAAUGCAACCGUCUACGUACCCGACCUUUUUGACGGCGAAGUCGUAGACCCUGACGCGCUGUCCGACCCAGAAAAGCAAAAGAACUUCGACAUUGGCGCCUUCCUCGGCCGCCACAACAAGGAAGUCCGCUUCCCCGAAAUCAAGGGCCACGCGCAAACCCUCAAGUCGCAAUACAAGAAAGUCGCAGCUAUUGGCUUCUGCUACGGCGGCUGGGCGGCCUUUAAGCUUGCUGCCGACCCUGCGCUCGUCGACGCCAUCGCCACUGCGCAUCCCUCGUUGCUCGAGAAGUCGGAAAUUGAGAGUGUUAAAGUGCCAGUGCAGAUUCUCAGCCCCGAAAACGACUUUGCGUACACGGCAGAGCUGAAGCAGGCUACGUUUGAUAUUCUGCCUAAGACGGGUGUGCAGUGGGAGUAUAUUUACUUCCCAGGCUUGACGCACGGAUUUGCGGUGAGAGGAAACCCUAAUGAUGCGGCGCAGAAGGCGGGGUUGGAGCGGGCGAAGAGGAGUGCGGUUAACUUCUUCAAGGAGUUUUUGCACUAG